Chara braunii is the source of this 2718-nucleotide messenger RNA. NCBI's taxonomy places the organism in Eukaryota, Viridiplantae, Streptophyta, Charophyceae, Charales, Characeae. The record is from the annotation of a GenBank genome assembly.
GGAAAGCAAGCUGUCACAGGUGCGAGCACAAUGCCGAAGGGGAAAGCGCUUGCCAACGGAGAGAGGAGAAGGAACGUGAAGAGCGGCCGAAGGAAGAAAGAUGUAGAGGGAGUGGAGACGGAGGAAGCAGACGAUAUCUCUGUCCACUCUGGCGGAGAAGAAGAAGAAGAUGGUGAGAGCAACGGAGGUGGUCGCAGCAAGAAGGGAAAGAGCAGCAGCAGAAGAAAGAGGAGAGAUGAAGAUGAGCGAGCGAAAGCAGAGGACGAGGAAGUGAGACAGGAGGAAAGCACAGGGGGAGCUUGCAAGGACCAUUUUUUUGCCGGCAAGAGCCUCUAUGAGGUUUUGGGUGUGGAUAAGACAGCGACUCUGGCGCAGAUCAGGAAGCAGUACCACCGCAUGGCAUUGCAGCUGCAUCCUGACAAGAAUCCGGGCGACGAGAGCGCAAAGCAGAACUUCCAAACGCUCCAGAAAGUGUUCUCAAUCCUCGGGGACGACGAGAAGAGGAAAAUUUAUGACGAGACAGGGAGUACUGAUGAUGCCGAGCUCUCUGGGGAGAAGUUCAGCAACCUGUACGAGUACUACCGUACAGUGUACCGCAAGGUAACGGAAGAUGACAUUGUUGCGUUUGAGAGGUCGUUCCGGGGAUCGGAUGAAGAGGCCGCCGAGGUUAAGGGGUGUUACGCGAGGUUCGAUGGGGACAUGGAGAAGGCCUUCCUGUACAUCAUAUGCUCGACAGAAGAGGUGGAUUCCCACAGGUUCAAGGAGAUUAUAGAUGCAGCGAUUGCAGCAGGGGAAUUGAAAUCCUACCCGCGGUAUCAGCGAUGGGCGAAGAAGGUGGCCAAGAAACCGCCUCCUAAGGAUCCCCUGGGUGCUGCGGAGGCAUCGAAGAAGGGCCGCGCAAAGGGUAAGGUGAAGGCGAAGGAGGAGGAGGAAGAUUCGGGAGCCCUAGUUGCCAUGAUUCAGAGUCGGGGGAAAGACAGGGAGAAGUCACUCUUGGAGUUGCUGGAGAAGAAGUAUGGAGCUGCUGGUCCAGGGAGGAAAGGUAAGGGAAAGGGGCCGAAUGACCGGAAUGGUGGGGGUGCGUUGAGCAAGAGGGGGAGGAGGGAGGCGGGUGAUGAGGAGCCCACAGAAGAGGAGUUUCUCAAGGCAAGAGCACGAGUUCUUAGGAAGGCAGCGGCGUCAUCGGCAGCUGAGGAAGAGGAUCAGAAUGCUGGAAAGAAACCAAAAAGGCGCAAGAAGAAUUGAGUUUCCUCGCUUCGUCGUGUCCAUGUGUCCAUCCAUCCAUCCAUCCAUAUUGAAUCGCCGAAGAGAGGAGGAUUAGAUUUUGCUAGAGUAGACGACGAUGUUUGGAACAAGACCUUAGCGCAUUGGAAGCAAUACUACUUGCGCGCGACGUGCGCAGGAGGGUAAUCGUGUACAUCUCAUUGGGUGUGGAAUAGGGUGAAAGCAAUUUGCCUGCUCCAGGGUAUAGAUGCCACGUUAGGAUCCCGUGGUCAAGCCAGGGAUUCUUUCUCGUUCUUGAAUAGUGCUACCUUUGCUGUUCCAAUUUUCCUGAGUACUUCCGUGGCUACUCCAUCUUUUUUUGUAUUAUAAUGUUAUUUAAAACUACCGUCUUCACCCGAAUAGAACGCCCGGUUAUUAUCGCUUUAUUUGGGGCACUUUUUUCAGUCCAGAUGCAGCGAUAAUCACCGGGCGUUCUAUUCGGGUAAGGACGGUAGUUAGUCUGUACCUCCAAGUCCGUAGUCUGAUGAGAGGCUUGGAUAUAUGCAUGCAUGUGUGUGCUGCACGCACAUGUGUGUGUGUGUGUGUGGGUGUGGGUGCUUGUGUGGGUGUGCAUGUGUGUGCUGCGCGCACAUGUGUGUGUGUGUGUGUGUGUGUGUGUGUGUGUGUGUGUGUGUGUGUGUGUGUGUGUGUGUGUGUGUGUGUGCAUCCUGGGUUAUUGGAUUGUGAGCACAUGUAUGAGUAGGAUUCUAGAUUGUGAGCAGAAGAACGUGGCUUUUGCGGGGAAGUUUGGAUGCUGACAUGCGUACCAUAGAGCGCAGCUGGGAGAUUGCAUUUGUCGGCAGUCAGACCUGCUUCUGAAAGAACUUUCACUAAUUGUGCUACGGUCGAACGCUUCUGACCAAUUGCUACAUACACACAAUACAGCUUUUCUUUCUCAGAGGCACCUUUUGCAUUGAUCUGCUUCUGAUUCAAUAUAGUAUCAUGGUGUUCGGCGGGAAGUUUUGAUUGAUGCCUGUAGGAGUUUUUUUCCUGGCGAUGUCAUCGUGAAGGUUCCUUGUAGAGAGGAUCUGCUGAUGGUGUAACAGAAACAAAGGGGACGUGGAAUGGCCGGAAUAUGACGAAAGAAGACCUUGGUUAUGUGCUCUUGCGAAUGAAUGUGUGUGGGUAGCAGCAGCACAAUGAGAGAGAAUUGGGAAUUGGAGUGACAAAGCAAGAGCUCAUCGUUGCCUCUUCUCCGUCUCAUAUUUCUUUUUUCUUUUUUUUUCUUUUUUUUUUUCAAUGAGAUAUAGAUACUGAUGCACUCUCUGAGCGUCUUUUCUAUGAAAUUAUGGCCAUGGAAUUGUGCUUUUAGAUGGAGAAAAGAAUUGCUGUAUUGUGUGGAAGGGAGAGCCAUUAUGUAACAGCAGGAAUCUGGCGGCGGAACCAGGGUGAAGAAGGCUCCCCCCUGCUCAGUCAAUCCCCUGGUGCCUAGGGCAAUCAAUGCUGGCAGGAUCC